GAAGGUAAAUAGAAAGCACAAAGCGGACGUUGUUGUCAAGUGUCAGUAGCUGCCAGCCGUUAGCUAAACACAUUUAGAAGAACAUGUCUUUACUUUUCUCCUCUUAAAGCCGUAGACAUUUACAAAACAACUCUGGAGGAAGCUGUCGCCUUGCUGGAACUCUACCUAGUUGUCAUGAUAAUCUCAUUCUCGUGGGCUAUCUAUUUUAUAUUCGUGUCGAAGCCGCUGUUAGCGAUGGGUCGAUGACACGCAGCCUGCACUGCACCACAGGACGGGCUGAGUCAACACACCGCCCAGCUGCUUCUGCUUCAAGAGGUGAAGAACAACACAAUGGAUUUCUCUAAGUUCCUGGAUGAUGAUUUCGAUGUGAAGGACUGGGUGAACGGAGCCUUCAAGGUGGUGCAGAAGGACGCGCCGGGCAAGGCGGACACACACGCCGCCACUCUGGUGAUGAAGCUGCAGCUCUUCAUCCAGGAAGUCAACAACUCAAUAGAGGAGAGCAGUAACCAGGCCCUCCAAAAUAUGCCCAGAGUGCUGCGAGACGUGGAGGCUUUGAAACAGGAAGCCUUCUUCCUCAAGGAGCAAAUGGUUCUCGUCAAAGAGGACAUCAAGAAGUUUGAGCAAGACACUGUGCAGUCUAUGCAGGUCCUGGUGGAGAUAGAUCAAGUGAAGAGCCGCAUGCAGUUGGCAGCUGAAGCUCUGCAGGAGGCAGACAAAUGGAGCACACUGAGUGCAGACAUUGAGGAGACCUUCAAAACACAGGACUUUGCAGUGAUUUCCUCCAAGCUGACCAGCAUGCAGAACAGCCUGGCCAUGCUGGUGGACACACCAGACUACUCUGAAAAGUGUGUCCACCUGGAGGCUCUGAAGAACAGACUGGAGGCCCUGGCCAGCCCUCAAAUAGUAGCAACCUUUAAUUCCAUGUCUAUGGACCAAGCCAAGCUGUUUGUCAAAGUCUUCACAGAGAUAGACAGAAUGCCACAGCUCCUUGCCUACUACUACAAGUGUCACAAGGGCCAGUUGGUGAGCAUGUGGCAGGAUCUCUCUCAGAGUGAGCUCAGUCUGAAUCAGCAGCUUUCUGAAUUCUACGACACCUUGCUCUCCUCGUGGCACUCUCAACUCCAGUGGAGCAGCCAGGUGUUCAAGAACCCAUACGAGGUGGUGACCGUGUUGCUGAUCCAAACUCUGGGCGCCAUGGUCCCAUCCAUCCCCGUGUGCUUGAGCUCAGCCGUGGAGCGGGCAGCCCAGGAGCAGCGCCUCGACACGCUGCUCGAACUCCACAACACCACGUCCACCUUCGGACACAGCCUGGAGGCCGCCAUGCUGCCGCAUCUGGGUGAGAAUAAUCUGCUGAAGGUGAACGAGCUGGUGUGCGCGCUGUAUGACCCCUACAAACCUUAUCAGCUACAGUACGGAGAUCUGGAGGAAGCUCACCUCCUCAUCCAGAUCAGUGCUGUACCUUUGGAACACGGAGAGGUCAUUGAUUGUGUGGAAGAGUUGAGCCACUCUGUUGGCAAGUUGUUUGGCCUGGCCGGCGCUGCCGUGGACCGCUGCGUCAAACUGACUGACGGACUGGCCGUGUGUGGCCUCCUCAAAGCCCUCAAAGCUCUCUUCACCAAGUAUGUGUCGGACUUCUCCACAACACUGCAGUCAAUCAGGAAGAAGUGUAAACUGGAGGAUACGCCGAGUGCAUCUGUUUUCCAGGAGGACUGGACGGCCUUCCAGAACUCUGUCAGGAUUAUCGCCACUUGUGGAGAACUGCUCAGACAGUGUGGAGCCUUUGAGCAGCAGCUGUCAAACAAGAUCCUGGGCACGGCAGGUAAGUACUUGUCAGAAUCGUACAGCCCACGCAGCCUGGCAGGCAUCCAGGAGGCCAGCUCCACAGAGAGGAAGAGCGCCACCAAGAACCCGUGGCAGGAAUACAACUACCUUCAGAGGGGAAAUAUGACUGAAUACAACAGCCUGAUGGAAGUCCUCUACUCCCUGAAGGAGAAGGGCACCGGUAACUCCAGCCUGCUAACAGAGCCCAGAGCAGCUCUGAUCAGACUCAACCAGCAGGCCAACCAGCUGGCUUUCGACUCCGUCUUCCUGCAAAUCAAACACCAGCUCUGCCUCGUAUCCAAGAUGGAGAGACAAGAGGAACCUGGUUUGGGAGAGCGCUACACAGAGGACCUGCCUACUUUCAGCCUGUCUCCACAAGAAUACAUUACAAAUAUAGGGCAGUACCUGAUGUCUCUGCCUCUCCACUUGGAGCCGUUUGUGACUCAGGAGGACCCGGCGCUAGAGAUGGCCCUGCAUGCUGGGAAGCUGCCUUUCCCUCCAGAGCAAGGCGAUGACCUUCCCGAGCUGGACAACACCGCAGACUACUGGCUGGGCUCCAUCGCUCGGGCAACCAUGCAGACCUACUGCGACGCCAUCAUGCUCAUUCCCCAACUGAGCACCCGUUCCACUAAACAGCUGGCCACGGAUAUCGACUAUCUGAGCAACGUGAUGGACGCUCUGGGCCUGCAGCCGUCCCGCGCCCUGCAGCACAUCGUCACCCUGCUGAGGGCCAAACCAGAAGACUACAGACAGACCACCAAGCUGCUGCCCCGCCGGCUGGCCUCCACCAUCGCCGCUGUCCGCUGCAUCGACUACUAACAGUGAGGGAGAGGAUUGGACUGUAGGUAUAGCGGCUCUCAGAGCAACACUGGGGGACUCGCAGGCAUGUUUGGAAAAUGAAGAAGAAUGUGAUAUCAGUAGUAGUUGGUUUACUUGUCAUUGAGUCCCUUUAAUCUCACAUUUGGGGCUGCAGCAUUUUAGGAUUCUAGUCCUGUCCAAAUGGCAUUUAUGGGAAUGUUAUAAGAUUGAAAUCAGGGUGGUUCAGACUUUUUUUAUACUGAUUAUUGUUGAAAUAAAGUGUGACUUUGAAUGAUCAACGGUUAUAAUGCCUUCAGACAAGCCAAAAGGUGGAAGUGUCUUGAUUAUACAUCUUUAAUUUCUGCAUUUUUUUUUUUUACGUUGCUAAAGCAUCUAAGGAAUUCAUCAGGGGAUGUGUGAGAGCAAUUUGAAGUCUACAUGACUGUUUGUUGAUUGAUUAUUUGUCAUACUAAUAUAACUCCUCUAUGAUAUUAAAUUAUAUUAAGGUAAUAUUUCUGAUAUGAGCUGUAUUGUUUUCUGUUAACGGAGCUUCACAUUCAGUUGACUUCAGCAGUAAAGGGAAAGGUGAGCUCUCUCUUUCUCUCCGGUUGUAGUAGGGGCUGGACAAGUAAUAUGAAUAGUCUCCCAUGUGGAUAUUUUUCCAUAUUUUUCCAUGCAGUAUCAUAAAAAUCUGUACAUAAUACAUUGACAUAAACACUAAAAAAAAUGGAGCCUAUUGUGUUACUUUUGAUCAAACUAUUUUUAUCCAUCAAAUAAAAUAGGAGGGUUGAAUGAGUUUGUUGUGUAAUCAAUCUAGUUUAAUAAAUGUAUGGCCUUUUCUGCUAAA
Messenger RNA from Sebastes umbrosus (honeycomb rockfish), 3466 nucleotides. RefSeq names its product component of oligomeric golgi complex 7 (gene cog7). Gene Ontology annotation, cellular component: COG complex. The transcript is spliced from 17 exons. The record is from RefSeq and is a predicted model, not a curated record. Bases 331 to 2640 code for a protein of 769 amino acids. NCBI's taxonomy places the organism in Eukaryota, Metazoa, Chordata, Actinopteri, Perciformes, Sebastidae. Gene Ontology annotation, biological process: Golgi organization; intracellular protein transport; retrograde vesicle-mediated transport, Golgi to endoplasmic reticulum.